AUGGCAUUCACUGGAACCCUGGAUAAGUGCAAGGCUUGUGAUAAGACUGUUUAUGUUGUUGAUAUGAUGUCUCUUGAAGGAGUGCCUUAUCAUAAAUCCUGCUUCAAAUGCACCCACUGCAAAGGAACUCUUGUGAUGAGCAACUACUCAUCCAUGGAUGGAGUCCUCUACUGCAAGACUCAUUUUGAGCAACUUUUCAAGGAGGGUGGCGAUUUCAGCAAGAAUUUUCAGAAAGGCAAGCCUGAGAAGACUCAUGAGCUGUCUAGGACCCCCAGCAAACUCUCUUCCCUGUUCUGUGGAACCCAAGACAAAUGCUCCACCUGCGGCAAAACAGUGUACCCACUGGAGAAGGUUACCAUGGAGGGAGAAUGUUACCACAAGACAUGCUUCAGGUGUGCUCAUGGUGGGUGUCCACUCACACACUCAUCUUAUGCUGCUCUUGAUGGAGUCCUCUACUGCAAGGUCCACUUUGCUCAGCUCUUCAUGGAAAAGGGAACCUAUAGCCAUGUUCUUGCAUCAGCUACACACAAGAGAUCAACCUCCACACCACCUCCAGAACUGGCCGAGUCGAACACAGAGGAAGAAGCUGCUGCUGAGGAAAAGUCCGAAGAGCAAUCUUAA
This is a messenger RNA of Dovyalis caffra, 621 nucleotides long. The record is from the annotation of a GenBank genome assembly. Lineage: Eukaryota; Viridiplantae; Streptophyta; Magnoliopsida; Malpighiales; Salicaceae.